This is a messenger RNA of Dibothriocephalus latus, 409 nucleotides long. Lineage: Eukaryota; Metazoa; Platyhelminthes; Cestoda; Diphyllobothriidea; Diphyllobothriidae. The record is from the annotation of a GenBank genome assembly.
AGUCCCAGCGGUUACCCUCCUAGGCCAUAUGGUCCACCAUUCUACAGUGGUGGCGGUGGCACGAACGGAGCCGGUCGAUACAGCGGAGAGGCGACGCCAAACAAGUUCAAAAGUGGUUAUUACGAUCAACCGGCUAAUGAGAUGUACGGAGGCCCCGAGGAGUUCGGCUGUCCUCCGGAUGAGCGGUAUGGUGGUCGACGUGAAAGCUACGGUGGGCCGAUGGAGCCGCGUCGUACUCCCGGUGUCAGAGUUGCCGACAAUGGGUACGAAGAUUACGGCGAAAGGGAGGAGUACUACUGGUGAAACUGCAUUUCUUUUUAUAAAUAUACGUUUUUACCUAACAACGAAUUUUCGCCGUAUGCUCAUUAAGAAGACGGCUGUUGAGAAUCGGUGUCUUCCGAAGAAAUAA